AUGAUGGGUCUCUCUUCGGUCCUUACGACCACACUCCUGGCCCUGCGCCUCUUCUCUCUGGACGCUCUUGCAGCUCCUGCACCCGUGCCGGCACCCAUUCCCCAGGCCGCUACCCCCAAUGCCGCCUCCGGCUUUUGGGUCGCGUCGAUCGAGCGCCGCGGCGUGUCUGCCUUUGGCGACGCCAACUACAAGAUCUACCGCAACGUGAAGGAUUACGGUGCCAAGGGCGAUGGAUCCAGCGACGAUACCGUGGCUAUCCAGGCCGCGAUGGACGAUGGCAACCGCUGCGGCUUCGGCUGUGACUCCCAGACCACCACGCCUGCUCUUGUCUACUUCCCUGCCGGCACCUACGUCGUCAGCAAGCCCAUCGUCAUGAAGUACUACACCCACAUGGUUGGAGAUGCCACUGCCCUCCCCACGAUCAAGGCCGCUGCGAGCUUCACCGGCAUGGCUGUGAUUGAUGCCGACCCGUACGACAACCAGGGUAACAACGCGCACACCAACCAGAACAACUUCUGGAAGCUUGUCCGCAACUUCAACAUCGACCUGACUGGUAUGCCGUUCACCUCUGGUGCUGGUAUCCACUGGCAGGUUGCCCAGGCCACCAGCCUGCAGAACAUUGUCUUCAACAUGCGUACCGACGGCGGCGAUGCCAACGUCCAGCAGGGAAUCUUCAUCGACAACGGCUCCGGUGGCUUCAUGACCGACUUGACGUUUAACGGUGGCAAGUACGGCGCCUUUGUGGGAUCGCAGCAGUUCACCACGCGUAACAUGACUUUCAACAACUGCAAGACUGCUGUCUACAUGAACUGGAACUGGCUCUGGACCUUGCAGGAUCUCAAGAUCAACAACUGCGGCGUCGGUAUCGACAUGUCCAACGGUGGCGCCACCUCGCAGACCGUCGGCUCCGUUCUCCUCCUCGACAGCGUCAUCAGCAACACCCCCGUCGGUGUCUUGACUGCUUACAACCCGGCUUCGACCGCCACCAACGGCAGCUUGGUGCUCGACAACGUUGACAUGUCAUCCAACGUCCCGGCCGCCGUCCAGAUCGUCGACACCAAGACGACCGUCCUGCCAGGCAACCAGAAGGUAGCGUCCUUCAUCCAGGGCAAGGCCUACAGCGGCGCCGCCGGCAACGGCAAGGCCAUCCAGAACGCUCAGGAAGGCAUCGUCAAGCCCCCCGUUCUCCUCGGUGCCGAUGGCAAGGUCGUCACCCGCAGCAAGCCUCAGUACGAGAACGUUCCGGCCAGCUCGUUCCUCAGUGCCAAGGCCAACGGCUGCAAGGGCGACGGUAAGAGCGACGACACGGCGGCCAUCCAGGCACUGUUUAACAAAGCGGGUCCCAACGACAUUGUCUACUUUGAUCACGGCGCCUACAUCAUCUCGGAUACCAUCGAGGUGCCCAAGGACAUCAAGAUCACCGGCGAGGUCUGGCCUCUCCUGAUGGCCAACGGUGCCGCUUUCAAGGACCAGGCCAACCCCAAGGUCAUGCUUCGCGUCGGCAAGCCGGGCGACGUCGGCACCUUUGAGAUGAGCGACAUCAUCCUCCAGACCCAGGGCCCUCAGCCGGGCGCCAUCCUCAUGGAGUACAACAUUGCGGGAUCCACCCCCGGUGCCGCCGGUCUCUGGGACGUCCACUGGCGUAUCGGAGGCAGCGCCGGAACGCAGCUGCAGUCGGAUAAGUGCGCAAAGAACCCCAAUGUCACGACCACCGCCAACCCCGAGUGCAUGGGUGCUUACCUGCUCAUCCACAUGACCCCCGAGUCGUCAGGCUACUUUGAGAACACGUGGUGGUGGGUUGCUGACCACGAGCUCGACCUCCCGGACCGCAAGGCGCAGAUCAACGUCUACAACGGCCGCGGCGUCCUCUGCGAGGCGACCAAGGGCACCUGGUUCUGGGGCACCGCCUCGGAGCACAGCGUCCUGUACAACUACCAGUUCAACAAGGCGUCCAACGUCUACAUGGCGCACAUCCAGACCGAGACGGCGUACUACCAGGGCAACCCGGACGCCAGGACGCCCUUCACGGUCAACGAGGCCAUCCUCGACCCCAACUUUGAGACCUUCUGCGCCGGCCAGGGCGACAAGUGCGCGCGCACCUGGGGCGUCCGCGCCAUCGACUCCAAGGACAUCCUCAUCUACGGCGCCGGGCUCUACUCCUUCUUCGACAACUACGACCAGGUGUGCGUCGGGGAGAACAACUGCCAGGACCACAUGGUCUCGCUUGAGAACAGCGACAUCAAGUUCUUCGGCCUCAGCACCAAGGCGUCCAUCAACAUGGUGACGGUCAACGGCAAGAGCGCGGCGCUCGACAGCGACAACCGCAACAACUUCUGCGCCACCGUCGCCUUCUUCCAGGCGCCCCUCUAG
This is a messenger RNA of Colletotrichum graminicola M1.001, 2370 nucleotides long. Its product is annotated as glucan 1,3-beta-glucosidase. NCBI's taxonomy places the organism in Eukaryota, Fungi, Ascomycota, Sordariomycetes, Glomerellales, Glomerellaceae. Gene Ontology annotation, molecular function: polygalacturonase activity. Bases 1 to 2370 code for a protein of 789 amino acids. The record is from RefSeq and is a predicted model, not a curated record. The transcript has 4 exons.